This is a messenger RNA of Folsomia candida, 1364 nucleotides long. Its product is annotated as phenoloxidase-activating factor 3-like. The coding region runs from base 111 to 1226 and encodes 371 amino acids. Gene Ontology annotation, biological process: proteolysis. Gene Ontology annotation, molecular function: serine-type endopeptidase activity. Lineage: Eukaryota; Metazoa; Arthropoda; Collembola; Entomobryomorpha; Isotomidae. The record is from RefSeq and is a predicted model, not a curated record. The transcript is spliced from 8 exons.
CUCGCUCAGUUAUCCUCCGUUAAGUUCAUUCCGAUUUGACCAGGAAGUCUGUAUAAUAGCAUUUGAAAAUUCUCCCAAAUUCUAAAAUUAAAAAUUUGUAAAAAAAAAUCAUGCAGCGAAUAAUCUUCAUACUGAUUCUAAUCUCAGUUUCGAGUCAAAAGGAUUCGUUCCCAUGCAUAUCCGGUUCAAUUGAUGACUCCCUCCUGAAAAUCCUCCAGCCCAACUUCGACCCUGACGCCAUGUUCCAAAAUAGUGACAACAAUUGUAUUGAUGACGACAAAUCAACAUCCGUCCCAAAUUUAGGGACAAGAAACGACCAGACUUUGCCAAACCAAGCCACCGAACUACCAACAGCAGUCGCAGCAGCAGAAGAUAGCGUGCUCCCAAAUUAUGACCAGUGUGGCAAAUCAGCCUCCGUGAUCAAAGUUCGGAUAGCUGGUGGCACGGAUGCCGGGUUGGGAACGUUUCCUUGGAUGGCGUUGGUCGGGUUUUCCUUGAUGGGGGACCGACGACCCGGCCCCGUCCAGUUUGGUUGUGGAGGAACCCUCAUAAAUUCCAAUCAUAUCCUCACAGCGGCCCACUGCGUUGCUGGAUUGCCGACAGGUUAUUCUCCGGUACUCGUCCGUCUAGGCGAAUACAACCAAUCUUCACCUAUCGACUGUGUGGGGAAAGUUUGCGCCCCACCGCCGCAGGACGUGCCGAUCGCGGAAGUCAUCCCGCACGAGGAGUACGAUCGAACGCAGAGGAAGGAGAAUGACAUCGCGUUAAUUAGGCUGGAAAGGAAGGUCGAAUUGGGGCAAUUUGUCUCUCCCAUUUGUCUCCCACACGUGAAGGCGAAGCAGACCUUGGACGGUCACGUCCUCACAGUGGCAGGCUGGGGUCGCACGACAGGUGACAAUCCAGACAACUCUCCCACCCUCCAAAUGGUCACAGUCCCCUUUCAACCCAAGCAAAAGUGCAGCCAGUACUACGGCACCUAUUUGGAAAGAGGCGUCGAUGUCGGUCGGUUCUGUGCCGGUGGGGAGUCGGGGAAGGACUCGUGCAAAGGUGACUCUGGGGGGCCGUUGAUGAUGGACUUGAAGGUGCGCACGAGUACCCCCCCUCCACGCGUCUUCCAAGUGGGCGUGGUCAGUUUGGGGCCCAAGGGGUGUGAAAAAUCCCUAUUUCCUGGCCUCUACACCAACGUGAGUCAUUACAUGGGAUGGAUUUUACAACACUUGAAGUGAAUUUAAAAACGAGAAUUUGUUUUUGGGGCAAGGAUUAAGAUCCUCUUAUCUUAAGCAAAAUAAUAAGCCCAAAGUGUGUCACACCAUUAAUAGUAGCCGAAUAAAUUAAAAAAGUUAUUUACAAUUAUGGUUCGUAGG